This is a messenger RNA of Manis pentadactyla (Chinese pangolin), 2038 nucleotides long. RefSeq names its product leucine rich repeat containing 30 (gene LRRC30). The coding region runs from base 321 to 1226 and encodes 301 amino acids. The transcript has a single exon. Gene Ontology annotation, molecular function: protein binding. Lineage: Eukaryota; Metazoa; Chordata; Mammalia; Pholidota; Manidae. The record is from RefSeq and is a predicted model, not a curated record.
AAGACUCAGGCAGAAUGACAGUGACAGCUGCCUGGUGGCAUUCAGAGGGAAUCGAGCGGUUCAUCUUCUGCAGGCUCAGGAAUAAGUGUACCAUUACAGCCCAGCUGCUCAGAGAGAAACCACCUAACCCAGCGUCAGGGUCAGCCUGCUGUCCUACAGCCACGGCGGGGCGCCUUGGACACCUGUGAGGCUCCACCAAGACCCCUCUGUGAGCUCCCUCCACGUGGACUGCCACACCCGCUCCCUGCCAGCGACAGCCCAGGGUAGGACACCGUCCCGGCCUUCAGGCGACAGAGGAGAGUGGGUGGAAAGGAAGGUAAAUGGGGGCCCGGCAGUCCAGGGCACAGUCCAAGGACAAGGGCCCCAAGGGGAUGGUGCUCCUGCGGGGCAGGCAGAAAUUCUCCCCAUGGGACGACACGCUGCUCUUGGGAAAGGACCCACGCUCUCUGCUGAAGCGGGGCAUGUGCCACGUCAGCUUCAGCCUGGUCACCAAGGGCAUGACGGAUGUCCCUGACUUUCUGUGGGGCUUGUCUGAGGUCCAGAAACUCAACCUUUCUCACAACCAGCUCAGGGUUCUGCCCCCUGAAGUGGGGAAGCUGAGUCGGCUGGUGGUCCUGAACCUGUGUGGGAACCGUCUGAAGAGCCUGCCCCGAGAAAUCAGCCUCCUUAGGAGCCUGAAGGUCCUGUUUGUCAACAUGAACUGCCUGACGGAGCUGCCGACUGACCUGGGAGCCUGCAAGAGUCUGGAGGUCCUGAGCCUGUCGCACAACCGCCUCUCCCAGCUUCCCGCCAGCGUGGCCGACCUCUCCCGACUGCGGAAGCUGAACCUUAGCAACAACUACUUUGCUCACAUCCCCAUCUGUGUAUUCUCACUGAAGGAGCUGGAUUUCCUGCACAUGGGCUCCAAUCGCCUGGAAAACAUUGCCGAGAGCAUCCAGUGCCUGGCCAGUCUGCAGAUCUUCAUCGCUGAGAACAACAACAUCCACUGCUUCCCGAGGUCACUCUGCCUGCUCUCGAACCUGGAGCUGCUGAACUUGAACAACAAUGAUAUCCAGACCCUCCCGAAUGAGCUCUACCUGCUGUGUAGACUGGUGAAGAUCGCUUGGAAUCCCAUGGACAAAGGGCUCCACAUUUCCCACAACCCUUUAUCCAAGCCUCUGCCGGAGCUGGUGGAGGGGGGCCUGGAGAUGCUGUCCAGCUACCUGAAGGACAGAAAGCAUAGCUGAGUGCACACCUGGGGCACUCAGUGGGACCCUGUCAGAGGGGUACUUCUCUAGCCUAGACUUUCUCUGCUUACUUUUUAUGUUGGUCAAUGCCUGUGCUAGUAUUUGCCAAAUCGUAUUUGAACACCUGCUCUAGGGAGGUGUUUGCUUUUAGCUCUGUGUGUUCCUGAGAGCCACGUUAUGUUAUGUUCAUCUCACUUAAACAUAAAUUGAAACAGGGCUUUGGUUUUCUCCGAAGAGAAAUAAUCCUGAUUCUUCUGCGGAGUAGUGAGAUUCAGCCCUUGGAAUCAUGCAUGGCAGGUCUGAGUCAAGGCAAUCCUAAAGUCAGAUAGUUGCUAAGUAUGCGCUGUGAGCCAAGUGUGGUCUGAGGCAUUGACACCUUCUGGUUUCCGCUCUUGACACGGCAGCCUGCAGCCAGGUAACAGCACAGUAAGACCCGCUCCCACAGUAAGACGCCGUCAACAGCACUUGGGACCAAAGAGCAAGCUGGAGCCCCUCUGUCCCGGAAUGACCAAAGCAGGCAGAGAUUCCCCGGAGUUCUGGGGGAGCCACCAUAGGAAUCUCUCUACAAAAUAACUGUAGGGUAACAACUGAGCUGCUCAUGUUUGCAUCUGGUGGUGAGUGACGGGCAGCAUGAUGGUUUCAGAUAAUAAACCCGAAUUCAUCCUAAGCGCCUCUGCAGCCUUCUCUCCCAAUCCACGUGCACCCACAGUCAUAUCCCCGGGCUUUUCUAAAGACACCAGCAAUGAUUAAAUGGUUAAAUUGCACUUUUCUUCUCUUGCUAGCUGUGCCCUCUCAGAGUUGAGCUAGUAGUC